GCUGACCUUGUUACCAGGCUGCGACCAAUCAGUUUAUUCUUCUCUACUGACAUCAAACAUAACGUGAGCAGCGGUACCAGCACAGUGCAACGGGACCUGUGCUAGUUCUACGUAUGCCAGAUAAGUCUGUGGAAUUUUGACAGAUGGACUGGCCCUUUCACAAUGUCCCAGAAUUGAUUGUGCCAUCCACUCUAUGAAAAAGCACUUCCUGAAAAAAGACCCCCAUGUGUAUCAUCUUCUUCAAGUUUGACCCACGGCCUGCAUCCAAAAAUGCAUACAGGCUGAUCUUGGCUGCCAACCGAGAUGAAUUCUACAACCGUCCGUCCAAGGCUGCCGACUUUUGGGGCUCCAGCAAUGAGAUCCUCAGUGGCCUGGACCUGGAGGAGGGGAAGGAAGGUGGCUCAUGGCUGGGCAUCAAUAAGAGGGGGAAGCUGGCCGCACUGACCAACUACCUGGAGGGCCGGCAAAAUCCUGAUGCGCAGGGAAGAGGCUUUUUGGUGUCCAACUACUUGACUGACAAUCUGGACAGCUUCUCCUACCUUCGCAAGGUGUCCAUGGAAGGGCAUCUCUACAAUGGCUUCAACCUCCUAACGGCAGAGUUCAAGGCCAAUGAAGACACGGUGUGUUACUAUGGAAACAAAGGCAGUUCGGAACCCAUCCAUCUGAAGCCAGCAGGAAUCUACGGGCUGAGUAACUCCCUCUUGGAGACGCCGUGGAAGAAGCUGCAGCAUGGCAAGCGGCUCUUCUCCAACGUGGUCGGGCGAACACUGCCCCCCGAUGGCAUGGUGCAGGAACUCCUGCAAAUCCUCAACAACGAGGACCUACAGUCUCCUGACCCGGCACAGGAGAGUCAGGGAGAUGGCUACAGUAAGCCCAUGCUCCGCUCGCUGUCUGCUGUGUGCGUCCGAGCCACAGGAUAUGGCACAAGGACCAACACAAUUAUCCUCAUCGAUGCAGCAGGGAACGUGACCUUCACAGAGCGUACCAUGAUCAACUCAGACAUCAGCCAGUGGAGCACCAACUCGUUCCAGUUCCAACUGAACGAGUGAACAACGGCAAAAGCUUGUUGGGAGGGGGGAGCGACAUUACGCUGUGCCUUCUUGGAGAUCUCUCCCCUUUUCUCCUCCUAGCUCCACACCCCCUCACUCUCACAAGCCACGACCGCCUGCGUUACUGCAUGAGAACAGAGGGUGUACGGUAGAAGAGGGCGAAUCGAAAUGAGUGGUCACUGCUUCGUGAACCGGACUGGUUGCACUAUAGAAAUCAUGUUUUGGAAACCAUAUGUAAGCUUUGCUUGGAUAUGCUGCUGAAGGUGUGGAUACAACAGAGCUACAUCAUUGAUAAUGAAUUGUUUAGAACAAGUGGGACAGGAUUUUUGUUAUCAUGCAUCACAUAUGUGAAACAGUGAUUAUUAUCAUGAAGUCAUUUUUAUUGAAUAUAUAUAAAAAACAAUAUAUCUCAACAAUGUGUGAUCUUAAUGCUUUCUGCCAAAGAAAUUAUGUAUUUUCCAUUUUGGAGACUAAUAAAUAAUGUAACUUUGAUGUUCUAGUAAUGAUUUGAUUAUGGAUUGUGGAAGGAACUGUGAUCUGCAGGAUGGAUGAGAUAUUCUGACAGUUCUAAAAAUGUCCAACUAUGUUAAAUUGAAUCAAUCAGUUCUCUUGAUCACUGACUGAUAAAUCUCAGUAACGAUGUAUUAGUCUAUUUUUUUUAGUAAUUCAAUUUGGACAAGAACAAGCUUCACUGGACAAUAAACCUAAGUAUACAGUAUAUACCUAAGUGUUUAUACACUGAAGCAAAGCUAGUUUUUACCAUAGUGGCAAAGGUCUUGAACAAUGAUUAGUUCUCGGCAGGAAAUAGCCUCUUUCCUAAGUCAAAAGAACUUUGAAGCAAGAGUAAAUUUGAAUGGUAAUGUUCAGGUUAAAUCAUGAGAGAUACUGUUCCUUAUCCCUGUCCCACACCCCCACAAAUUGUUGCACACUUUCCUUGCUUUCUGGGCCACGGUGUCUCAGUAACUCCCAUAUCCAGACAUACAUUUUCUUGAUUUUUUUUUUUUUUUUGUAACCAUAGGAAUGGGAACACUGAGUGUCCUCACACAACUCAGGAGACUAUUCUGAAUCACAACAGUUUACCCAUGCCUUGUGAAUAUGUUGUUAAUAAAAGCACUUCCUGAAGCAAAA
Molecule: messenger RNA, 2177 nt
Organism: Sardina pilchardus (European sardine)
Lineage: Eukaryota; Metazoa; Chordata; Actinopteri; Clupeiformes; Clupeidae
Gene: tango2
Product: transport and golgi organization 2 homolog (Drosophila)
Exons: 9
Coding region: 225-1049 (274 amino acids)
Biological process (GO): Golgi organization; protein secretion
Cellular component (GO): Golgi apparatus
Source: RefSeq, a predicted model, not a curated record